UAUGAGGAAGGUCCAACUGAGAUAAAGACACGGCCAGGAGUACACUCAGACUAGCUUGGAACAUUGAGUAGCUUUUUUUGUACCUCUUAUCAGGGUGUUUGACAGUUUGUUGAUAAUUGUGAGACCUCUGUUGUUUUGGAACAAGACUCUGCACACUGUUUCGGACUAGAAGGACAGACAGAGAGACACACAAAGCAAUAAACACACAGACAUUCAGUGUUGGAAGACAUGGGAGUUGAGGAGCAGAGAGCUGGGGAGUUUUACGUGGAGAGGGAUGUUAUGAACGAGCUUUGCUUGGACAAGUUGGCCAGAAGACGGACUCACUCCACCAGACCUCUCCUGAAGGAACGGGUGAAAGAUGCCCUCAGGUGUUCAGUGCCCAAGCUGAAGCAUUCUGUGCUGAGCUUUAUACCUAUCCUGUCAUGGCUGCCUCGUUACUCAGUGAGACAAGACGCACUGGGAGACCUCAUAUCUGGCAUAAGCGUUGGCAUCAUGCACCUGCCUAUGGGUUUGGCCUAUGCUCUGCUGGCCUCUGUGCCCCCAGUGUAUGGCCUCUACACUUCCUUCUACCCUGUACUCAUGUACUGCAUCUUUGGCACCUCCAGACACAUCUCCAUAGGCACAUUUGCUGUGACCAGCAUCAUGAUAGGCACCACGACAGAGAGGCUGGCCCCAAACAGUAACUUCAUGAUUCUAAAUGGAACCAAUGGGACUCAAGUUCUCGAUGUAGUAUCCCGUGAUGCCUUAAGAGUACAGAUAGCAGCCAGCACCACUUUUCUGAGUGGGAUCUUUCUGUUUCUGCUGGGCAUGAUUCGGUUUGGUUUUGUGGUGACGUUCCUGUCAGAUCCCCUGGUACGUGGUUACAUGACAGGAGCAGGUAUACAGGUGGUACUUUCCCAACUCCCAAGCCUCUUUGGGAUCCGCGUUGGACGCUUCUCCGGACCUCUGUCUCAGGUCUAUCUCCUAAUAGAUAUCUUUAGACAUCUGCCAGAGACCAACAUUGCGGCCGUGGUGGUAACUCUAGUGGCCUUGGCGGUCCUCAUAGUGGUCAAAGAACUCAACAUUUACUUUGAGAAGAAAAUGCCUGUGCCCGUUCCAAUAGAACUCAUAACGAUCAUAGUAGCAACACUUAUCUCUUACUACUGCAAACUGAGCAGCCUAUACAAAGUGGCCGUCAUCGGACAGAUCCCCAAAGGACUAAAGCCUCCCAGUUCACCUGACGUUAGUCUGUGGGGUUCUAUAGUUGGUGACGCAUUCGCAGUUGGCAUAGUGGGAUAUGCCGUUAACAUCUCCUUGGGCAAAAUCUUUGGCCAAAAACACGGCUACACUGUGGACAGCAACCAGGAGAUGGUGGCUGUUGGUCUCUGUAACAUAGUGGGAGGAUUCUUUCAAUGCCACGUUGUUGCUGCUUCUCCACCCCGUACCCUCCUCCAGGAUAGCACUGGGGGCAAGACACAGGUUGUGGGGAUGAUUUCUUCAGUACUUGUGCUGAUCUUCAUUCUGCAACUGGGGACACUGUUUGAGGAGCUACCCAAGGCUGUCCUGGCCUGUAUAGUGCUUGUGAACCUGAGAGGCCUUUUUAUGCAGUUUAAAGACAUUCCUGAACUCUGGAAGAGCAAUAAGUUUGACCUGCUGGUGUGGUUGGUAACUCUGGUGUGUACUAUCUUGCUGAACCUGGACCUCGGCCUAGCUGCAUCCAUCGGCUUCUCUAUGCUUAGUGUCAUCUUCAGAACACAACUGCCGAGGUACUCUAUCCUGGGGCAUGUUCCUGGGACUGAGCUCUACCUGGAUACAGAAACAUAUGAGGAGGCUAAAGAGAUACCAGGUAUCACCAUCUUCCGUUCCUCCACCACAAUGUACUAUACCAACGCUCAGCUAUACCUGGACGCACUGCAGGAGAAGAGUGGAAUUGACAUUGGAAUGCUGCUGAUGAAAAAGAAGAAAAGAGACACUGAAGAAAAGAGAAAAGACGAGAAAGAAAAAAACAAAGCCAAAAAAGAGUCAAAAAAGAAUGGUGUGAAUGGACGCCUACCCAACAAUACAGUCCAUCCAGAUGACAAGAAGGAUGAAGAGAAAGGUUCCCCAGACCUGAAAUUGAACCAGACAGCCAUUGCCCUAGUUGACCGACCCAUCAACGGACAGGUGAACUGGGGUUUUGAGCAGCAAGGUAACGGGUUCGACCAGGACUCUAAAACUGAUAUUCAUGGCGAUGAUCACAUGACCCAGAUGUCCAAGACCGGAAGAGAAGGAGAGAUGGGGAGGAGCUCCGUCAACAACACACACACCAUCAUCCUGGACCUAUCCACAGCCAACUUUGCCGACACGGCCACUGUGAAGACGCUGAAAAACAUAUUCCUAAACUACAGAAAGAUUGACAUUGACAUUUAUUUAACUGGAUGCCAAGUCUGUGUGGUGGAGCAGUUAUCGAGUGCAGGCUUCUUCUCUGAGUCCAUCCCUAAAAGCUGUCUGUUCACUACGAUCCACGACGCGGUGCUACACAGCCUCCGACUGCAUGGGGCCUCAGACAUACCGAUCAUCUACGAGUAUGCUCUGGACUUGACCUGCACUACCAAGAUGUAACCAACAGGGGUCACUUUGUUCCUCUUCCACUCCACCUCCCUUCCACUCCACCUUCAACUGCCUGGCUUCCCAUUGGUUCCCCUCACCUCUUUCCUCUCUGUGAAAGAGAAUGCACCACCGUGUGUGUUUUGCCGGUUGGACCAAGGCAGUUCCCCCUUCACGUUAUGUUAAAUAACUGAACACAAAAUACCUCCCCGAAAUAAAACUAUAAAACUCCCCAAUAUAUUUGUCAGCCACCAAAGAUGUGUCGUCUAGUCAGCAGUUCACUUCACCUCCCCAUCCUCCUCCCUCUCCCUAUUUAAUCCAUUCCUCCUAGGGCCAGUGUAUCCCAGACAGUAGUAUGUCCUGUACCUCAAGGGCCUUCUCCCAUAUAUAUAUAUAUA
Oncorhynchus gorbuscha (pink salmon) is the source of this 2963-nucleotide messenger RNA. RefSeq names its product solute carrier family 26 member 6-like. Gene Ontology annotation, cellular component: membrane. The transcript is spliced from 19 exons. The record is from RefSeq and is a predicted model, not a curated record. Gene Ontology annotation, biological process: transmembrane transport. The coding region runs from base 229 to 2580 and encodes 783 amino acids. Gene Ontology annotation, molecular function: chloride transmembrane transporter activity; bicarbonate transmembrane transporter activity; oxalate transmembrane transporter activity. NCBI's taxonomy places the organism in Eukaryota, Metazoa, Chordata, Actinopteri, Salmoniformes, Salmonidae.